AUGUCUGCUGACACUAUAUUUCAAUCGCUCGAGAAGGACUUCCUUCUCUCCAAAGACCAGCUCAAACCUAUUGUUGAUGGGUUCAAUUUAGAGUACCAAACUGGUUUGAAAACGCCCUCAAAAGGUUUAGCUACCAUGAUUCCCUCUUUUGUUACAAAAAUGCCAACUGGUGACGAGACCGGAACUUUUCUAUCCUUGGAUCUGGGAGGUACCAACUUGCGUAUCGCUGCCGUCGAACUGAAAGGUGCUGGUAAAUCUGUUGUUCAUGAGCUCAAGCGUCGUCCUAGCCCUGAAUUGAAGACUGGCGAGGGCUCCGUUUUCUUUGAUUGGAUUGCUGAUGCCAUUCAUGACCUUGUUACUGUGGAUGCUAAGCAUCUCUUUUCCGAACCUCAGAUUGCUGGCAAAGAGACGCUUGCUUUAGGUGUUUGCUGGAGUUUCCCUGUAGACCAAACUGCUGUCGAUCGAGGUACUAUUCUCAGAAUGGGUAAGGGAUUCACUCUUCAGAACACGGAGGGAAAGGAUCUUGCUGAUAUGUUCCAUGAUGCUUUCAAGCGCAAGAACUUGAAUGUCAAGGUGACUGCCAUCCUCAACGAUACAGUUGGCACUCUGGUUGCUCAUGGCUAUACAAAUCCUGCUUGUCGCAUUGGUCUCAUCUUUGCUACCGGUAUCAAUGCUGCUUACCCUGAGAAAGUGCCCCUCAUCACCAAGCUCGAUGAAAGUAUCCGCAGUAAAUACUCCGAGAAUACGGAAAUGUUGAUCAACACCGAGAUUGAUAUUUUUGGAACCGAGGCUUACUUACCAUUGACCAAAUAUGAUCUGGAAUUGGACAAUUCUCACAAUCAACCCAAGUUCCAACUAUACGAAAAAAUGCUUUCUGGUGCCUACAUGGGUGAAUUAACUCGUCUGAUCGCUAUGGAUUUCAUCAGGGCUGGUGUAUUGUUUGAAGGACAUGUGCCUGAAGGUUUUGGUGAGGCCUGGGCCUUCCCCACCAUGUACAUGAGCACUUUGGAGAACGAUGACAAGGUGGAUCACAAGGCCAGCCUUGAACUCUUGAGUAACUUCAACUGCGUGAAUACCCCCACUUUGAAUGAUAUUGCCAUCCUGACUCGCAUCUGUCGCAUUGUCUCUACUCGCUCUGCCUCGUUGGCUGCUGUCUCCAUCAUCUCGUUGAUUGAUCAACAAAAACUGCUUGAAGCUGAUCGUGAUGAUAUUGUCGUUGGUAUCAAUGGCUCUACUUACGAAUUCUAUCCCCAUAUGAAUUUGCGUGUCCGUCGUGCUUUAGAUGAAUGGUAUGGCAAGGAGACCAGUAGCAAGAUCACUCUCGAAGUUGCUUCUGAAGGUGGCAGUGUAGGCGGUGCCUUGAUUGCCAUGUUGUGCAAGUAA
Molecule: messenger RNA, 1383 nt
Organism: Mucor velutinosus
Lineage: Eukaryota; Fungi; Mucoromycota; Mucoromycetes; Mucorales; Mucoraceae
Product: Protein kinase domain-containing protein
Exons: 3
Coding region: 1-1383 (460 amino acids)
Biological process (GO): mannose metabolic process; intracellular glucose homeostasis; glucose 6-phosphate metabolic process
Cellular component (GO): cytosol; mitochondrion
Molecular function (GO): ATP binding; D-glucose binding; mannokinase activity
Source: RefSeq, a predicted model, not a curated record